GAGACAGUGAUAGUUGUGGUACUAGUUGACUGGUGGCGGUCAUGAGGCUCAGGUUUGAAUCUGUAGUGUUAGUUGACGCUCAGCCAUGACUGAGUGAGGUGCUGCUCCUCGCUCCUCUCUACUCUACUCCAGGACCUGUUUUUUUUUUAAGGUUGUAACAUUUUGAAUAACUGAUCACGUCAUGAAGGCUUCCGGCCAUAUUGUUGUUAUUACGCGCUCAGGGGAGGAUGGUACUCCUUUCCCACUUACUGAUACAGGUUGCACCAUUGGCCGCAAUCACGACUGUGAUAUAAGGAUUCACUUAACAAGUGUAUCACGGCUUCACUGUAAGAUUGAUGUGGACCCUAGUGGAAAGGCAUACUUGACAAAUCUUUCACAAGUAAACCCAACUCUUUUAAAUGGUUCUCCCAUGGCCACACAAGAAAUUAAUAUUUUGGAACACAAAGAUAUCAUCACUGUACAUGAGCGAGAGUUUCGAUGGGAAUACCCUGAAGAUUCAAGUCUCGUUCAUUCCCAAGUAAAAGACCACUUGACAGGUUACAAGAUACUGUCACCCACUACUAAAUCUCCAAUAAGUCGUCAUAAUCUAAGUGGUGAGUGUACAGGAUUGAAACGCAGAAGCUGUGAGGAAGAUUUUCAAGAGUGUUCAGAUGCAAAAAGGAAGAAAGUUUCUUUUGGCCCACAUCUUCAUCCAGAGCAUUUUGAUAAACUAUUACCUCCUGACACGCCAGUCAGUAAAGGGGAGAAACCCAACACACGGAUCUUGUUGGAUACCUCGGAUAGUUCUCGGACAGUUGCACGCAAAUCCAAACGCGUAUCUGUUCCUCCGCUUAAUAUCUCAAGUGCGGAAGAAUGUGGCAUGGAUACUCCAACAAAAUCUUUAUUACGAAGGCGUAGCCCCACACCAGUGAAACCAUAUAUAGCUCGUAGUCUUGGCCUUCUCGUUUCAAAGGCAAUGAAUGAUGAGUCCUCAAAUUUGCCAGACUCCAAGGAUGAUUCUCCAAAGCAAAAAGUAAGUCCAAAUCCAAAAAUGUUAAAAAGUCCAGCCAUUGAUUCUAGACCAGGCAUUCAUACUUCACCUAAAAGGUCAACUGAAAAAUCAAGUAGUACAAGCCCUAAGUUAACAUCACCUAAAGUUCAUCAGACUAGUGUGAAUUCAACUCGGAACUCUUUAACAUCCACGGCAAAGGUAAUAAGUCAUGAUUUAUCUCCAAAGACACUGAAAAUGUCCAGUGAGCAGUCUUCUGAGUGUGAAAUAAUAUACAAACUUGAAAAUCUUACAACUCCCAAAGGAUCCAUGAGAAAUUCACUUAGAAAAUUGGGUGCAUUCAGUAGUCCCAGGAGGGUAACAUCCGAGUCCCCUCGGGCCACCCCCAAGAGGUCCGAGUCUCCCCGGGCCACCCCCAAGAGGUCCGAGUCCCCCCGGGCCACCCCCAAGAGGUCCGAGUCCCCCCGGGCCACCCCCAAGAGGUCCGAGUCCCCCCGGGCCACCCCCAAGAGGUCCGAGUCCCCCCGGGCCACCCCCAAGAGGUCCGAGUCCCCCCGGGGCCACCCCCAAGGGGACUCAUCCCCUAGGGCCACCCCCAAGGGGACAUCAUCCCCUAGGGCCACCCCCAAGGGGACAUCAUCCCCUAGGGCCACCCCCAAGGGGACAUCAUCCCCUAGGGCCACCCCCAAGGGGACAUCAUCCCCUAGGGCCACCCCCAAGGGGACAUCAUCCCCUAGGGCCACCCCCAAGGGGACAUCAUCCCCCAGGGCAACUCCUAGAAAGGCACAGUCUUAUGAUGCUAAGAAAUAUUCAUCCCCUAAAGCUUCCCAUGAAGAACUAGAUUCUUCUAAAAGUCCCCCUAGAAAAAAUAAAUCUCCUAUUUGUAAAAAAGUCGUAUCAUCCAAAGCUGCUGAUCUGAAAUUAGUAUCACCUAGAACUCCUCCCAGUAGGGUAGCAUCUAAAAUUACUCCUAAGAAAGCGUUGCCCAUGGUAGCCCAGGAAAAAAAUUUUAAUGGUUCUCCCAAGAAUAUGGCAUUGCCAAAGUCGCCUUCAUACCCUAUAACGAAACAUACAUCUUCAGAGGACGUUUUGCCCAGUUUGUCUCCCAAGAAACAUGGGCUUGCCAGAAAAGUAGCAUCACCUGUGAUGUCUCUUAGAAAGAAAUCUUUUGCAUCCUCUCCCAAGAAGUUGGCAUCACCCCCAUCCUCUCCCAAGAAGUUGGCAUCACCCCCAUCCUCUCCCAAGAAGUUGGCAUCACCCCCAUCCUCUCCCAAGAAGUUGGCAUCACCCUCAUCCUCUCCCAAGAAGUUGGCAUCACCCCCAUCCUCUCCCAAGAAGUUGACAUCACCCUCAUCCUCUCCCAAGAAGUUGGCAUCACCCCCAUCCUCUCCCAAGAAGUUGGCAUCACCCUCAUCCUCUCCCAAGAAGGGCUCACCAUCUAGGAUAAUUCUACGGAGAUUCUUACAAAGAAGUGCACGGCGGAAGGUGACAUCCCUUAAGCAGAGUCCUACAGAAACUCGGGAAAGUUCUUUGCCCAAGUCUCCACGGGGUAAGAAGAGAAAGGCAAGCUUAACUCCACCACCUCGUAUAUCCAAAAAGCUUAAAGCAGGAGCUUCAGCAAAGUCAGCACAAAAGACCAAGACUCCUGCAAGGAAAACUCCAGCAAAGAUGGUAGGGAAGACACCAAAGAAAUCAUGGGCUGACAUUGUAAAAAGAGACCUUGUGUGUCGUGGUGUAUCAUCUAAAAUGCAACGAUUCAAGCACAUGAGCAAGGGUAGAGGUGUUCCUGCCAAGCGAGAGUCCACAGUGAAAUCAAAACACCCUGCAAAUGUGUUUUGUGAGGAGGUGCCAAAAAGUUUUGAGUUUGGGCAUUUGACUACUGGGCAUGCUAACUCCCCUGCUCCAAUAUUUAUUCACAAUAAAACGAGUAAAACUCCACGAAUAUAUCGAAAGGGUCGCAAAAGUCCAUUUAAUGCUGGCUUCACAAAAUCUCAAGGAAAUUAUGGUGAUUUGGAUGGGUUAGACAGGCUAAUGGCUACACCAAGAACAGGAAUGAGAGAGAUUGAGAUUUCUCCUAAUGAUAAAACAAACUCUUCUGAAAAACUUCAGAAUACCCCUCUAAGUAAAAAGUCAAAUUCAAAGCCAAGAUCUAGAACUCCUUCUCCAUUGAAAAUUAAUGGAUCAUCAACUGAAGAAUUUAUGGGAUCAUUGGGUGCUUCACCAGUUGUCUUCCCAACUACACCAUCUCAGCUAAAAAGUUUUCCUCGUUCUGUUGGUAAAAGACCUCAUUCACGAAUCAGUAUUUUGGCAUCCUGUACUAACAUGACCAAUUUUGAUUUUUCAUCUAUAAAAACACCAGAUAUUACAAAGGAUAAUUUCAUAUCUCCACUAGUGACUCCUUCUCCCUCUGCCUCCAGUAAAUUACCAGAGAAUUUGCACAGAGGUUCUAGCAAGUCAUUUAUGGUGUCUCCGGAAAAUAUACAGUUGGAAACUGAUGCUACUACAUUUGACUUUGAAAAUGCCCAAACACCUGAUUUUUCUACACCCAAUGUUUCUCAAGUUGAAUUUCCUUCUCCAGUAAGCACACAAUCUAACCAUUUAGCUUCUGAUGUUAAUAACGUCAGAAAUUCACUUAUGACAAAGUACAAUAAUGCUGUAGGGAGAAGAGCACUGUUGCUAACACCAAAAGCAAUUAGAUCAUUUACUCAAGGUUUGGAUAGUGAUUUGCAUGAAAUUAAGAGAUUGCCUCGUACUCUGAGAGCUGUAGCUUCUACACCCAAGCCUGAUUAUAAUGUUAAUGUUAUGACUAGCAUUAGAACAAAGGAUAUCAGUGAAAGAAGGAAAACAAGAACUCCAGAGAAUCCUAAUUCUGAUAAUACAUAUUCUGAUGUUGUAGUCCUUGAUUGUGUUAAUGACAAACAUACUCCUAAAAUAAGGAAAAGCCAAACACCCAGGUCAGUACUGGAUAGCCCAAGUGUGGGUUAUACAAAUGGUGAUAGUGGAAAACUAAUAAAAAAUAUGAAAAUAGCUGUUCCUGAAGCAAGUAAUGACACUUGUAAUACAGCAACAAAGGUUCCUGUGCCUGAUUACAGUAAUAUUCAAGGUCUACAGAGUCUUUUCAGGACACCAAGAAGAAACCCAGAAAAUGUGGAAAUUAAAGCUAACUAUUGUGAGCCGAGAGGUUUAAAGAAACUGCUUGCUACACCUAAACAAAAACAAUAUAGUCCAUUUGCAGAUUAUACAAAUGUUGCAGGUAUUAAAAAUCUUUUUGCUUCACAGAUCCCUGUGAAUUCUCCUGAAGCAAAUUAUACCAAUCUCUAUGGGAUCCAGACAUUGAUGAAAACUCCAAAUGCACUUGAUUCUCUUGAGAGAGAGAUUGAGGUAAUGGGUGAACUUGUAAAGACUCCCCUUUCGGAUCGCACCAAUAAGGUAGUUAGGAAAAUUGCACCUUUGUUGCAGCAUUCACCUACUCAAAGUUUAGGGAGAAUUCUCCGUAGCUCUCCAAAAGUUGUUAGCCCAGGCACAAGUUCGCCAUCUGAAAACAUACCACCAGUAGAAGAUGGUACGCCUCGUAGAUCUCGAAGAAACGCUAAAGUUGAGCUAGAGGCAGUUGCCAUGUCAGUCAGGCAGAGACGACCUCGCAGAGGAGCUGUUAAAAGUGAUGCGCAAAGCCAUGUUACAGAAUGUGAACUGGAGUCAAUUAAAUUGUCACCUGUUGUACCAGAGCGUAGUUUGAGGUCCAGGAAAAAAGUUGAUUCAACUGAUAAAAAUGCCAUGAAUAAAAAAAAAUCUAGAAAGGGUGAAAAGACAGCCAAAGUGGAAAUCCAGAACUCAGUCAUUAUGAAUAAAUAUCAGGAAAGUCCACAGAUUGUGGAAGUUGAUGUUGAAUUGUCAGAAGUAUCAGGUAAAGUAGAAAUUACUCAAAGACAACCUGCUUUCUCCCCAGAAAUUGACAAUCCUAGUCUAAAAUUGAAAUUGGAUACUCCAGUAAGUGUAGAGGAUUUAGUGUCAGAUACAUUACUGGUCAAAAGACGAAAUACCCAAAAAGCCGAAUUGAAUGUGCUCGUAGUCUCUCCAAGUAAAAGACGUAGGAAAAUAAAUAAUGCUGUUUUAGAAUCUGGCAAAGCAGUCCUGCCUGUAUUGCAAGAUUCUGAAACCUGUGUAUCAUUGGGAAAACAAGAACACAGUAAUGACUCUGAAUUAACACCAGAUUUGUCUGUACCAGCACGUGGGAAAAGAAGAAAAAAUCAGUCUCCUAACCAAGACGAAAAAAAACAGAUGACACCAGUAAGAAGAGGCCGUAGUAGAAAGGUAACUACUGCAGCAGGCAAUUCCAUUACAGAUGAGUCUAAUAAAAUAGAAACUCAAUCCAAACAUAUUGAGCUGAACAUAGAUCCAGUGUUAUGCAGGGAAAACCUUGAUCUUUCACCCUCCAGGAAAAGAAACAGAAAGACUAGGGCACAAUGUGUUAAAUCAAAUGAUAUACAAGAGGAGAGAGAAGUGUCCUCCCAAUCACAAGAUGCAGCAUCCACGAGAAGUAGAAGAGGCAAACUUAAAGAAAUAACAGAAAGUGAACAGCCUUUGACAAAAGGAAGACGGAAACUUGCUAAUAAAUUGGUCAGUGUGCCUGAUGCCAUUGAAAAUAUGCCAGACUUGUUAGUGGAACAAGAAGUGCGAAUAACUCGACGGGGGCGUACUCGUGUCCAGAACAGUGUAGAUGAAUCAGUGCCUGUGUUACAGGAAACAAAAAUGAAAAGAGGUGGUACCAGAUUAAAAAAUAAAAAGCUGGAAGCUACUGUUGAACCCUUGGAAGAGUCAGAAAAAGAGAUGGAUGAGAACUGCAGAGUUUUGGAGGAACCCAGUUUGGAUAAGACAUCAACUAAAGCCAAGAAGAAUGACAAGUCAAGAAAUACACGAAGCAAGAAGGAAGAAGAAUCCCUCCGAAAACGAAAAGCAGAUACAGCAAUAGAAGGGGUGGAAAUUACACGAGUUGUAAGGUCAAGACGCAACAAAGUGAAAGAAGAUUCUCCUAAAGUGGUAGAAACUACACCAGUCUUGCGGUCAAGGCGCAACAAUGCAAAAGAGGAUUCUCCGAAAGUGGUCACAAGACGAAAACGAGCUCGCAAGUAAGCUCUCCACAUGAGAGUACAGUGCUUGCUUGAAGUACCUGCAAUUUGUCUUAUUUGUAAUCUUUUAUAAAACUAUAUAUAUAUAUAAAUUUUUAAGUGUGAAUCUACUAAUUUUACUGAAAGCAAGCUUUGAAUGGGAAAGUUUAUUUUUUAGUUUACAAGAAUACCAUUUUGUACAAGAUAAUUUUUUGAUUGCCAUGCAAGAUCACCUGGUUUAGUUUAUCUUAAGAUUAAAAUGUUAAAAUAAUACUAGAAUGCAUGUAGACAUAUAUCAAACAUUAAAAAUGUUGUUUUAGAAA
Cherax quadricarinatus is the source of this 6416-nucleotide messenger RNA. The record is from RefSeq and is a predicted model, not a curated record. Lineage: Eukaryota; Metazoa; Arthropoda; Malacostraca; Decapoda; Parastacidae.